Messenger RNA from Mya arenaria, 4333 nucleotides. RefSeq lists its product as uncharacterized. Gene Ontology annotation, biological process: proteolysis. The transcript has 4 exons. Bases 192 to 1322 code for a protein of 376 amino acids. Gene Ontology annotation, molecular function: cysteine-type endopeptidase activity. NCBI's taxonomy places the organism in Eukaryota, Metazoa, Mollusca, Bivalvia, Myida, Myidae. The record is from RefSeq and is a predicted model, not a curated record.
CGAAAGUAGACUUGUUUAUUUGCAAAACGGCCAAAAAUCCUGUGACUAAACAUCGCGUCAUUCAUUUAUCUGCUUAAAAGGUGCCACUGAUUAACUGCCAAACCAUAAUUGCAUUUACGAGGGAGAAUACUGUUUAAUAUUAACAAGAAUAAAUGUGAGGAACCCACCACACUGGGAACCCUAGAGGCUAGAUGAAAAGGGUUGGCGACGGGAUUCCUCCCAUUACAGGUAGAAAAAGAAUGGCAAUGGAAGAACAAAGCCAUAUAUCAAAUCCAAAUGCCGGGGCUGCAAUCUUCUUUUGCAAUUAUGGCACCGAUGAUAAUACAUGUAGCAAUAACUUUAAGUUCCGGGAAAACUGUGCAAAAGACCUGGAUAAUGUGCAGUCUGUGUUUAUCAAAAGUCUGAGAUUUGAUUGGUUGAACGAAGACAAACUUAACCGUAACUUGUUCAUAAACGAUUGGGAUCAUACAAAGAAUACUGCAAGUGGGAAAAGGGAGAACUGCGGGAAAUGUUUGAAAUGCCUUAUUAUCAAUAAAGACUUUUCAAAUUAUAAGUACUUGGUAUUAGCCAUAAGCUCCCACGGAUUGUCCAGAAAAGGUGAACAGUAUGUGCAUUUUCUUAGCUCAACGGAACCCACGAUGUUGUCGUUGUCCGAGGUUCUAGCAACUCUUAGUGACACACAGUGUCCUACCUUGAAAGGGAAACCACGUAUCGUCAUCGUUCAGGCAUGCAGAACGGACAGCGAAUUCCCGACUUUUGCCGAAGAUCGAGGUGUCGUUUUUUAUACAGAACAACAUAAGGGGGAAAAAUGUGCUAUCGGAGAUGUAUUUCAACGAUUCGAACAUUUAACAAUUCGACCUGUUGAUGAGAGCAAUGCUGGCCUAAUGGAAGACGCUGCAACUCCCACAACACGGCAAGGCAAUGCUGAGCCAAUAACCGUAUUAGUUCCAGCCGACGAAACAGAUGAGACAAAAAUGAAGGUUCCCAAGAACUUUCUCGUUAUCUACCCGACGGCACCUUAUCGCAAUUCCAAAAGAAACGAAAAUGAAGGGUCAUGGUUUGAAUUUCACCUAAAGGAAGUUGUUGAUGAAUAUAAACAUCCCACAGAGCUCGAUUUCUUGCAAAUUCUUACCGAAACCAGUCGAAGAGUAUCGAAGCGUGAAACUGUUGUUUAUAAAAGAAACUCAACGGGGGAUAUCCAAUAUGAAACAGAUACUGGGUGUCCAUUGAGGGAUGAGCACAAAUCCGGAAUGAAAAACGUCGUGUGGGUUGAGCAUAGACUCACUCAGCCUUUGGUCUUUAGAACAGCCAGCGGGAACUAGACUUAUUUGAGAUUCUAGUACUCACUUUAUGGCUAAUUACACUAAAACACGGUUUUGGAACUGGUCGCCUCCCUAUGCCAAUGAUUGCACGUUGGAACAGGAAAUAUUGUGGUUAUUUAGGAGUAGUGAUGCGCAUGAUAUUGUAUGUAUCAUGUACAUGUGCAUUCAACGUCGCAUUUUUCCACUCAAGUUGUCCUCAUUGUUAAUCAAAAGGAUUUUUAGUACGCAAUAUAAGUGCAUUGGUGUUAAAAUGGUGUUUUAUGACGAUUUGAUGCAAUUGUAUUGUGAGCAAUUGGUUAUUUCACACACAAGGAUAUGAAGAAGAUCUCCCUACUCAAUGAUUGGUUUGAAGCAGAUUAGACAUAAGCAUAUCAAUAUGUGUUGAACAUAAGGUGGACAUAAUGUGCGCAUUAUUUAUUUAGGCACAGACUGAUCAUACGAAGUCAUUAUGGUUAUGCAAGUGUUUGGCACGAAAGUAACAUUAUUAGAUCGCACAGACUAGAUAUCAGAAAUAGCAUUGUCUGUCGGUCACAUGUUCGACAUAAGAAAAGCUACAUGGUCCAAAUCUAUCAUAUAUUUAUAUAUACAUAUCGUCGUGACUGAAUAUAGUCUAACCCAGUCUCUGGUAUUUAGGGUGGUUAGUGAAAACUAGAUAGGCAAUGUAAAUACACUGUUUAAAACGCUUAUGAUUAAUAUUUAUUUCAUGCAUACCGGUGAAAGAGUGAAAAAUAUUAGUGAUUGAUAACUUGAUCAUUUCACUCUGGCUCGAGUGAAAUGAUAACCCUUGCUCAUUCCACUCUGUACAGACAACUCGGGACUAUUUUUUCCAUCUUUUAGUAGAAUUGCUUCCCUUGACUUUGAAAAAAUACAUGUAUGUCACAAGUACAUGUUUGUUGUCGUCUGUAGUGCAGUAAUAUAUACACAUUGACAGAAUCGUAUUGAAUUGUCACAAUCAAAUUAUGCAAUAGUUUUAAUAAAACAAACAUUUUUUUGCGAUUGAUUAUAACUAUUAAAAAAGAACAAGCUUACCAAUUUAUGUAUGAACUAUUUCAUGGAAAAUACGGUUACAAUUGGUAGGUAUCGGUUAAAUAUUUACUUGGCCACAUGUGCUAGUAAUAGAGUUGAUAGACCAUUUAUUCCUACAAACUCUAACCGCGUACAUGUAUGCACAAGCAUUUUGAAUUUGACCAAUUUCCAGUUUCCGUUCAUCAGUUCAGCAAUACAUUUUUCUUUUUAAAAUUUUUCAAAGUUUGCGCUGCAUCCCUCUCAAAAGCAUCUUCGGGCACAUCCUCGACAUUUCCUCUGGGGUCUUCAUAAACACACGGGAACGUGACAUUCAACUUUAAUAGAUAUGAAACUAAUUCGCUGUCUCAACAACAAAACAUCCUUCGGCUGCACUGAGCAUGAAUUCACCCCGAAAAAACCCCGUAAGAUCCAGAGUCUGAGAGCGACAGUGACUAGAUAUACACUAAGAAAAACACUAAACACAGACUUCCGUUGCUUUUACGAAUACACACUUGUAUAAGUCCAUCAUUGUUAAUUUAAAUCUGUUGAAAUUGUUUUUGAAUGUACAAAAAUGCCACAUGCUCAAGUUUCAUUGAAUUGUAUUUCUACGCGAUACAUUUUUUUUAUUUACGAAAUGCUUUUGUUUAAAUACUUGUUUUUUGUCUCAUUAAAUGUUAAACAUGAUAGGUUUCGUUGAUGGAACUAGGGUUUAAUCUAAAAAUAAAUUCAAUUCCAACAACCAUUUUCAUAAAGUGUGGAACUUUUUUUUAGUGGAAGGACUGCUUGCGCGAAGAGGAGGUAACUUUGACAUAGCGAUUAUGCCGCAGUUACUUCCCUUCGCAAAGAGGCCACAGAAAUUCACUCUAGCGGGGAAAAACACGAUAUAUGCAUGAAAUAAAUUUUUUUUUGCUGAAUUCAACAAAUAUCCUCUAUAUAUAUUUGAUUUUUAUAUUAUGCAUUAUUUGUCCUUAAGGUGUGGUAUGACUGUUGACCACGAAUAACAUCAUAUUUAGCAUUGGAUAGUCAGCGUCUUAAAUGAGGUUUUAGUUGGUUUCAGAAAGUUCAACUAUGCAGACUUAAGUUUUGGUUUGAUAUGGGGUCUUGUUAAUUUCCUCUUUAUACAAACUACUAGAAUCACUGAAUUUUGUAUUUGUAUUUCAAUCGCUAUUUUGGCGAAGUCAUUUUUAGGACACAUAUUAUUUUUUAUGUCCUAUGUACAUGUGCAUUGCUGGGUCUAUUUAAUAGUCAUUUUGUCGUCCUUGACUAUUGAGCGAAAUGAAAUUAUACCUGUAUAAAUUGGGGAUGAAAUAGACAGUGUGAUGUAGAUUGAACUCAUUCAGGCUUUGCUCUUUAGGACGGCCAGUGGAAAUAAGAUUUCAACACUUUGUUGAACAUGUUUUAAACGGACCACUUACUGUUUUAAUAUACAACAGUUGAAAUACCCCCUUUGUGAUACGCCGUUGCCGUUCUUAUUUAUAGCAAACAUUUAUUAAAUUUUAGAUAUUCAGUCAAUUCAGAUGAAAUUGUAAAUUUUAAUGUCUCUAUUUUUGAAUAUUUAUAGUUUUACUUAUAAAGGCAAGUUUGUUUGAAUGUUAUAUAUGCUUGCUGGACAAAUUGAUGUAUUUUUGAAUAUGUGAAAAAAUAAACGUGUUUGCUAAUAAUUGAUCGUAUAUUAAGUAAUUGUUGUAUACAAAGUUAACGACAUACUGGUCUUUCGCCAUUUUCACAGUACUUUAGCAGCUGUUUCACAAUCAAAUUUAUGUACACGAUUCUAUUUUUGAUAGCCUAGAUUGAUUUUAAUUUGACACGUCAGGUUUAUCAGUUAUGGCAAAAUGACCAACAUUCUGCGUUUAUUGUUUUGUGAAUCAUUUCAUGCAUGUAAUACAUUCACUCUGGAAAAUUAUUAACAAUCAGUGUAUUGCAUUUCUUGAUAUCAUUUUUGUAUGAGAAAACUUAUAUAUUCUGGUAUUGCAAUGUCCAUAAAAAAUAAAUACUAACGAAUAGUA